AUACCUCGUCAGGUGUAGUUGCGGUUACUAAGCCUGACUGGUUGCAUGAACCGCCCCCCCUUUCCCUCCCCUGGUUACCGCAGGUGUUUUUUGAACUAAACACGGAUGUCAUGUCGCCUCCACCAGUGGAAAAAAUAAAAGAACAGUAAAGAAGUUUGAGGAAGGAAAAGAAAACCACCGGCAACAUAUUUCCGCUUCGAGGUGCGAUGCUCAUGUAUCUAAAGUUGCUCCAUGUGACGUCAUCUUAGAGACACUGUGCUGCUGGAGGACAACCAUGAGGCGGACCAGACAGAUCGACGUCAAGCGCGCCCUCAUUCUGACGGCCACCUUCAGCUUCCUCUGCUGCUGCUCUAAAGCCUGUCUGCUCCCCUUCCUCACCCUGUACUUCCGCCAGCUGGGCCUGUCUCCGUCCAUGACUGGCAUCAUCAUGGCCGCCAAGCACGCCGUAACCCUGGUGUGGAGUCCAGCGGCCGGUCUCCUCUCCAAGCGCUAUAACAAGAGACGGGUGGUGAUAAACUGCUCGCUCGUGCUUUCUGCUGCGGCCGUUUUGCUGCUGCUGCUCCUCCCGUCUGUAGGGACGCCCGGCACACAGAGCAGCACCUGUAACACCUCUGACCUGAGCUCUGGUUCAGGCCAAAGUCAGUUGAAUGUUACCCCUAGCACUAGGAGUCAGACGUUGCCAACGCAUUCAGAUUUAGUCAUUGCGACGUCGCCUAAUAACUUUGUCAGUGAGUGGAAACUUGGUCCUGUAACAACUCCGCCUAAUCGGAGUCAUACAGAACACUCUGACGCUCCUGUUUCACAAGGAAACUCAUCUGAGGUGCCAGUCAUCAGUCAGACAACAGCGAGUGUUGACCAUUCCACCAUCAGCUCCUUAGUGAAUGCAGCAAAGAAUAAGAGGUCUGUGAUCACAUCGGACCGCUUUGAGGACCAACAGAAGGGAAGUUCGGGAUUUCUUGCGAGCCUUAAGGAGAUGGACAUUCAGAACCAGCUCUUCUAUUUGACACUCAUCAUCGUGUUGGUGUGGGAGUUUGCGUCGGCUCCUCUUGAGUGGACAGCCGACGACGGGCUUUACGAGUAUCUGGACUACGCGGACGCCUCAGACCGCCAUGGCAGCGCCGAUGUAUGGGGUCUGCUCGGGGCGGUAUGUGGUGUCGGAGGAACUGGGCUUGUGGUCGCCCAGCUCAGUUGUCACGUAGCAGCCACUCGCACUUCCAGAAGCGCAGUGCAUUUUUAUUCCUACGUGGGCCUGGCGGCUCUAGCCCUGCCCGUAGGCGUCUACCUCCCUCUGUACCUGAACAGAAAGCGAGACAGGGCCAGUGGGCUCCUUAAGGGUGUGCAGCUGGUUCACGGCUCCCCACACGCUCUACUCUGCGCCUUCACCAUCGUCCUUGUCGGGGUAGUGAAUUCGGCUGUGGAGAACUUCCUGCUUUGGCAGAUGGAGGAUCACGGGAGCACAGAGCUGCACAUGGGACUAUCCCUCGCUCUUUUUUUGCUCUCACAGGCAUUCUUUCCCCUCCUGGCUGGCAGAGUAUCCAAACUCCUAAGCCCAGGGAGGAUUCUCGUCGUUGGGGCCGCCAGUCUCGGGUUGCAGUGCUUCUACUACUCCUUCCUCUGGGGACCCUGGGCAGCCUUUCCUGCGCAGGUGCUGGGUACCUUGAGCAGCGGCGCCGUCUGGUGGGCUGUGAGGAUUCAAUGCGAGGACGUUGCAACACCAGGGGCCGAAAGAAGCGUCAGAAGGGUCUACGGUUCCCUGUGCCUGCAUCUUGGAAGUGUACUCGGGAGUUUUGCCGGCGGGUUUGUGGCGCAGAGAUUUGGGGUGACAUGGUUGUUCAGAGGGGUUGCCAUAGGAAUUAUGGCAUGGUGUGCUUGUCUUCCUCUCCUGCAAUGGAAAGCCCCACGCCAGCGCAGGAUUAACUACUCGCGUCUUUUGGCAGCCGACGCAAGCGAGGCCAGUGACUCUGAAUCUGAGCCGGAGAGAGACUGGCUGGAUAAGGCCAUGGAGGACAGUCGAGGCAAUAACAACUGCGAAAGACGAAUCGGACACUAAAAUCAGAAUCAGCUCUGAUCUGUAAUGAGCUGAUUAAAUCCAUCUGAGCUAAAAAUGUCCAUCAUUUCUAGUGUUGCUCCAACAACAUCACUUCCCUUAUUUGCCUGUGAAGAGCAUAUUUUAAGUCAAAUUCACAGAUUUUCAAUUGGAUUAAGGUCUUCACAUUGACUGGGCUAAUCCGACAAAUGAACAUGAUUAGUUGUAGGGCUGUUACUGCUGAAAGCAGAGGGUCUUUUGCAAAUAGAUUUUUCUUGGUACUGCUCCAUCCCUGCAGAAGCAAAUCAUCCCCACUCCAAGAUGCGGCGACCACCACGUUUAAUGGCAUAUUUUGACUUUUGAGGCAGCAUCUACUUCCUUUUUGAAAUAUGUGCGACACAUAUUUUCCUGACUGUUUUAUUAUUGUUACAAAAAAUGAAAUGGUUCACAUUUAGAAUCAGAGAUCAAAUGUUAGUGAGCAACAGCCUAGAAAAGCCCAAUUAUAUUAGAAGAUAGUUUACGUCAGCAUUGGAAUAAAUAUGUUUCCCCAUCAGAUUUGCAACAUUGCCUGACUUGUCUCCCCUUAUUACCACAGGCCAGGUGACAAUAAUUGAUUUUCUCCCCGGACAGGUUCCAUUACCGUCCAGAAUUGCAUUGCAAUUUAAUUUUAGCAAAACAUUCCAGCUUCCUGCAGCAUGUCAGGUUCUACCUCGUGAGAGUUUACAUGUACAUAUUUGCAAAGGUACGGGUUGCAUAGGCUUAGUCGUUUUUUUGAAAACAAAGCAGCAGGAUUGCAAGGACCAAAAAUCCGACCUCAGUAUGCGAGCUCAACCGCUUCGACCUCAUGAGAGCAGAAACACAGCAGCCUCUUGGCGCAGAGUAAACUCAAAGCAUGUGCAGAGGGGCAGGCCAAACUGGACGGGCAUCCUGUUGCAACCCCACCCAAUCAGGGCUCUUCAUCCUCCUCCAACUCUGACUGCUGCAGCCAUCUUUUCUGUCCCUCACACUUGACACUAAACUGUGAAAAUGUAGGAUUAAACGGAUGGAGACGCGCUCGUUCUUGGACCGCAUGUAUUUAAGUUUAACUUAAGCACUAUUGAAAUGGUUGCUUCUGGGCAUCUGUGGGGGACCUUGCUGUCAAAGCUGUUUUUCAAAAUGAGUUUGUGCGAGAGACACCUCGUGUUAGAUGCUUUUAUUUUGAUCUGUUAAUGUUAACAGAACUUGAACUUGAAGCUUGUCGGCACGUGUUGGGAUCUCUGGAGUCUUACCGUUCCACCUCUUAUCGAUGCUGAUCAAUGUGCAAAGGUCGCUGUUGCACAAUGGAAAUUGAGAUUUCUGUUUAUGCAUUGAUGUCAAAUUAAUAUGCCUGUUUUUACAGUACAAUAAAUAUAUUUGAACAUGAA
This is a messenger RNA of Poeciliopsis prolifica (blackstripe livebearer), 3429 nucleotides long. It is a transcript of the gene mfsd6l, whose product is annotated as major facilitator superfamily domain containing 6-like. Lineage: Eukaryota; Metazoa; Chordata; Actinopteri; Cyprinodontiformes; Poeciliidae. The transcript has 3 exons. The record is from RefSeq and is a predicted model, not a curated record. Bases 275 to 2050 code for a protein of 591 amino acids. Gene Ontology annotation, cellular component: membrane.